AGGCACACAGUGGCUGGGAAACUCUCACCCCAAAGCCAGUAGUCCUCGACUUGGCAACAUGUGUCUAUAGAGUUCCGCUUUGAGAAGACACAGCAGUUCAAACUUGCAGCAGGUGAAGAUUAGCUUGUCAGAAUAUAUUAAAAAGGGAGGAUUUUUUUCUAAAUAGGUUUUCAACAUCUGUAGGAUUUUAUAAUGACUCUAUCAUUUAGACCUCUCCUCCUGCUGGGGGCACUGUGUGUCUGCAGCGUUCUCAUCACUGCUGACAAACCAGCCCCAGACCAGACAGGAGACCAUGAAGUCACCUUCAGACACAUCUAUAAGAUUGAAAUGCCCACGUCCUCCGACUGCAAGGUGGAGUUGGACUCUCUCCCAGCCAAAGACGAGGGUACCAAACUGGUGGCUACUCCUGUGAGCCUGAAUGCAGACAACAACAUGGUCUUCAAACACAACAUCCGGCUGCAGACACCCAAGUGUGACUGUGGUGCCUCAGAGGCCUUCAAGUCUAUGCUGUCCAGGCUGAACCGCUUGGAGGAGGAGGUGACCUACCUGAAGGACCAGUGUUCCCAAGACUGCUGUGGUGGUGGAGCAGGGUUGGCCAGUCUGUGUAGUGGGCACGGGACCUUCAAGAGGGACACAUGCGGCUGUGACUGCCAUGAGGGCUGGGAGGGUGAGGACUGUUCCAUACGCAGCUGUCUAAACGAGUGCAGUGACAAUGGCCGGUGUGUGGAUGGCAAGUGCGUCUGCUAUGAGGGUUACACUGGUGUGGACUGCAGCGAGCAGCUCUGCCUCAAUGACUGUAGCGACAAGGGCCGCUGUGUGGACGGCAUGUGCCAGUGCUUCUCCGGCUUCACAGGCGAGGACUGCAGCCAGCGCACCUGCCUCAACGACUGCAGCAGCAACGGGGAGUGCGAUGACGGGGUCUGCAUCUGUGAGGAAGGAUUUUUCGGGGACGACUGCUCCCGAGUGCUCGGCCCCAAAGAGUUCCGUUUAGUGAAAGCCUCUGAAGAAUCCUUGUUGGUGAGCUGGGACUAUGUACCUGGUGCAGAGUAUUAUCUCCUCACCUAUUACCCAGAGGGGGCAGAGGGGAAUAUAAAGCAGAUCAAAGUGCCCAAGACCAAGAACUCCCACCUGAUCACCGGCCUAACUUCGGGUGUCAAUUACAUCAUCAAUUUAUACACAUUCAUAAAGGAUAUCUCCAGUGAGCCAAGCAAUUUGGAAGCCAGCACAGUGGUAUCUUCUAUUGACAGUAUCAAUGUGGUCUCUCAGAUGGAGGACUCCAUCCAUGUCGAGUGGAAGAACCCUCCCACUGAAGUAGAUUUUUUCAAACUAACUAUUGUCAACCCAAAAGGUCAGGAAAAUGAGGUCAGGGUUCAAAUGGCAAAAGGAGCUAAAACCAGCUACAUCAUCAGAGAUCUUCAACCUGGCACUUUGUACCUGAUCAAAGUGCAGUCAGUUAAGAGAGAUAUAGAGGGAAAGCCAUCUUCAGUUAAUGGUGUAACAGAUAUUGACAGCCCCAGUAACCUGGUGACCAAGAAUGUGACAGAGGACACUGCCACCCUCACCUGGACCAGGGUGCAGGCUCCCAUCGAUGGGUACAGAAUCAACUACACCUCAGCUGAUGGGCAGAGCCAGGAGAUCUCUGUGGGGGCAGACAAGAACUCUCACAAGCUGACAGGCCUGAAACCCGGAGUGGAGUAUGCUGUCUACAUAUGGGCUAUGAAGGGAAAUCGCAGCAGCAAGAAGACUUCCACUAAAGCUGUCACAGAGAUUGAUGCCCCCAGUAACCUGGUGACCAAGAAUGUGACAGAGGACACUGCCAUCCUCUCCUGGACCAGGGUGCAGGCUCCCAUCGACGGGUACAGAAUCAACUACACCUCAGCUGAUGGGCAGAGCCAGGAGAUCUCUGUGGGGGUAGACAAGAACUCCCACAAGCUGACAGGCCUGAGACCCGGAGUGGAGUAUACUGUCUACAUCUGGGCUAUGAAGGGAAAUCGCAGCAGCAAGAAGACCGCUACUAAAGCUGUCACAGAGAUUGAUGCCCCCAGUAACCUGGUGACCAAGAAUGUGACAGAGGACACUGCCAUCCUCACCUGGGCCAGGGUGCAGGCUCCCAUUGAUGGGUACAGAAUCAACUACACCUCAGCUGAUGGGCAGAGUCAGGAGAUCUCUGUGGGGGUAGACAAGAACUCCCACAAGCUGACAGGCCUGAGACCCGGAGUGGAGUAUACUGUCUACAUCUGGGCUAUGAAGGGAAAUCGCAGCAGCAAGAAGACCCCUACUAAAACUGUCACAGAGAUUGAUGCCCCCAGUAACCUGGUGACCAAGAAUGUGACAGAGGACACUGCCAUCCUCUCCUGGACCAGGGUGCAGGCUCCCAUCGACGGGUACAGAAUCAGCUACACCUCAGCUGAUGGGCAGAGCCAGGAGAUCUCUGUGGGGGCAGACAAGAACUCUCACAAGCUGACAGGCCUGAGACCCGGAGUGGAGUAUACUGUCUACAUCUGGGCUAUGAAGGGAAAUCGCAGCAGCAAGAAGACCCCUACUAAAGCUGUCACAGAGAUUGAUGCCCCCAGUAACCUGGUGACCAAGAAUGUGACAGAGGACACUGCCAUCCUCACCUGGGCCAGGGUGCAGGCUCCCAUUGAUGGGUACAGAAUCAACUACACCUCAGCUGAUGGGCAGAGUCAGGAGAUCUCUGUGGGGGUAGACAAGAACUCUCACAAGCUGACAGGCCUGAGACCCGGAGUGGAGUAUACUGUCUACAUCUGGGCUAUAAAGGGAAAUCGCAGCAGCAAGAAGACCUCCACUAAAACUGUCACAGAGAUUGAUGCCCCCAGUAACCUGGUGACCAAGAAUGUGACAGAGGACACUGCCAUCCUCACCUGGACCAGGGUGCAGGCUCCCAUCGACGGGUACAGAAUCAGCUACACCUCAGCUGAUGGGCAGAGCCAGGAGAUCUCUGUGGGGGCAGACAGGAACUCUCACAAGCUGACAGGCCUGAGACCUGGAGUGGAGUAUGCUGUCUACAUCUGGGCUAUGAAGGGAAAUCGCAGCAGCAAGAAGACCUCCACUGAAGAUGUCACAGAGAUCGACGCCCCCAGUAACCUGGUGACAAAGAGUGUGACAGAGGACACUGCCACCCUGACCUGGACCAGGGUGCGGGCUCCCGUUGACGGGUACAGGAUCAGCUACACCUCAGCUGAUGGGCAGAGCCAGGAGAUCCCUGUGGGGGCAGACAAGAACUCCCACAAGCUGACAGGCCUGAGACCUGGAGUGGAGUAUACUGUCUACAUAUGGGCUAGGAAGGGAAAUCGCAGCAGCAAGAAGACCUCUACUAAAGCUAUCACAGACAUUGAUGCCCCCAGUAACCUGGUGACCAAGAAUGUGACAGAGGACACUGCCAUCCUCACCUGGACCAGGGUGCAGGCUCCCAUCGACGGGUACAGAAUCAGCUACACCUCAGCUGAUGGGCAGAGCCAGGAGAUCUCUGUGGGGGCAGACAGGAACUCUCACAAGCUGACAGGCCUGAGACCUGGAGUGGAGUAUGCUGUCUACAUCUGGGCUAUGAAGGGAAAUCGCAGCAGCAAGAAGACCUCCACUGAAGAUGUCACAGAGAUCGACGCCCCCAGUAACCUGGUGACCAAGAGUGUGACAGAGGACACUGCCACGCUGACCUGGACCAGGGUGCAGGCUCCCGUUGACGGGUACAGGAUCAGCUACACCUCAGCUGAUGGGCAGAUCCAGGAGAUCUCUGUGGGGGCAGACAAGGACUCCCACAAGCUGACAGGCCUGAGACCUGGAGUGGAGUAUACUGUUUAUAUCUGGGCUAUAAAGGGAAAUCUCAACAGCAAGAAGACCUUCACUAAAGCUGUCACAGAGAUUGACGCCCCCACUAACCUGGUGACAAAGAGUGUGACAGAAGACAAUGCCACCCUCACCUGGACCAGGGCGCAGGCUCCCAUCGAUGGGUACAUGAUCAGAUACACCUCAGCUGAUGGGCAGAGCCAGGAGAUCUCUGUGGGGGCAGACAAGAACUCCCACAAGCUGACAGGCCUGAAACCUGGAGUGGAGUAUACUGUCUACAUCUGGGCUAUGAAGGGAAAUCGCAGCAGCAAGAAGACCUCUACUAAAGCUGUCACAGAGAUCGAUGCCCCCACUAACCUGGUGACCAAAAGUGUGACAGAGGACACUGCCACUCUCACCUGGAACAGGGUACAGGCUCCCAUUAAUGGGUACAGGAUCAGCUACACCUCAGCUGAUGGGCAGAGCCAGGAGAUCUCUGUGGGGGCAGACAAGAACUCCCACAAGCUGACAGGCCUGAGACCUGGAGUGGAAUAUACUGUCUAUAUCUGGGCUAUGAAGGGAAAUCUCAACAGCAAGAAGACCUCUACUAAAGCUGUCACAGAGAUUGACGCCCCCACUAACCUGGUGACCAAGAGUGUGACAGAGGACACUGCCACCCUCACCUGGAACAGGGUGCAGGCUCCCAUCGACGGGUACAGGAUCAGCUACACCUCAGCUGAUGGGCAGAGCCAGGAGAUCUCUGUGGGGGCAGACAAAAACUCCCACAAGCUGACAGGCCUGAGACCUGGAGUGGAAUAUACUGUAUACAUCUGGGCUAUAAAGGGAAAUCUUAGCAGCAAGAAGACCUCUACUAAAGCUGUCACAGAGAUCGAUGCCCCCACUAACCUGGUGGUCAAGAGUGUGACAGAGGACACUGCCACCCUCACCUGGAACAGGGUGCAGGCUCCUAUUGACGGGUACAGGAUCAGCUACACCUCAGCUGAUGGGCAGAGCCAGGAGAUCUCUGUGGGGGCAGACAAGAACUCCCACAAGCUGACAGGCCUGAGACCUGGAGUGGAGUAUACUGUCUACAUCUGGGCUAUGAAGGGAAAUCUCAACAGCAAGAAGACCUCUACUAAAGCUGUCACAGAGAUUGACGCCCCCACUAACCUGGUGACCAAGAGUGUGACAGAGGACACUGCCACCCUCACCUGGAACAGGGUGCAGGCUCCCAUUGACGGGUACAGGAUCAGCUACACCUCAGCUGAUGGGCAGAGCCAGGAGAUCUCUGUGGGGGCAGACAAAAACUCCCACAAGCUGACAGGCCUGAGACCUGGAGUGGAAUAUACUGUAUACAUCUGGGCUAUAAAGGGAAAUCUUAGCAGCAAGAAGACCUCUACUAAAGCUGUCACAGAGAUCGAUGCCCCCACUAACCUGGUGGCCAAGAGUGUGACAGAGGACACUGCCACCCUCACCUGGAACAGGGUGCAGGCUCCCAUUGACGGGUACAGGAUCAGCUACACCUCAGCUGAUGGGCAAAGCCAGGAGAUCUCUGUGGGGGCAGAGAAGAACUCCCACAAGCUGACAGGCCUGAGACCUGGAGUGGAGUAUACUGUCUACAUCUGGGCUAUGAAGGGAAAUCUCAACAGCAAGAAGACCUCUACUAAAGCUGUCACAGAGAUUGACGCCCCCACUAACCUGGUGGCCAGGAGUGUGACAGAGGACACUGCCACACUCACCUGGACCAGGGUGCAGGCUCCCAUCGAUGGGUACAGGAUCAGAUACACCUCAGCUGAUGGGCAGAUCCAGGAGAUCUCUGUGGGGGCAGACAAGAACUCCCACAAGCUGACAGGCCUUAGACCCGGAGUGGAGUAUACUGUCUACAUCUGGGCUAUAAAGGGAAAUCUUAGCAGCAAGAAGACCGCCACUAAAGCUGUCACAGAAAUUGAUGCUCCUACAAAUCUGAAGGUGACUGACGCCAAACAGGCCAGUGGCGUGGUAACAUGGACCCCUCCACAGGCUGUUAUCAGUGGCUACAUUCUUACUUACAAGAGGGCAGAUGGAAAAGGACAGGAGAAGGAGAGGACUCUUAGCUCAGCUGAUAGAAGUUACCUUCUAGGAGGUUUGGAGCAGGGGGUUCACUACAUCGUCCGCCUAGUUGCCUUCAGAGGAGCGAUGCGCAGCAGGACAGUCGAGACCACGUUUACCACAGUCGGAGUUCUUUUCCCCUUACCCAUGGACUGUACUCAGGUAAUGAAGAAUGGAAACACAUCAAAUGGAAUCUACACCAUCUACCUCAACAGUGACAGAUCCCAACCAAUGAAGGUGUAUUGUGACAUGACCACUGAUGGAGGUGGCUGGAUUGUUAUUCAGAGACGCAACAGCGGCAAAAUUGAUUUCUUUAAACGCUGGAAGAACUACACUCAAGGCUUUGGGGACAUGAAUGAGGAAUUCUGGCUGGGCCUGGACAAGAUGUAUGACCUGACAAAUUCACAACAGUAUGAACUGCGGGUGGAUCUGAGGGCAGGCUCGGAAUCAGUGUACGCCGUCUAUGACAACUUUAAACUGGCACCAGCAAGACAGAAAUACAAGCUGACUAUUGGAAACUACAGAGGCACUGCGGGUGACGCAAUGACCUACCACCAGGGCAGAGCCUUCACAACAGUGGACAGGGAUAAUGACAUUGCUCUCAGUAACUGUGCUUUCACUCAUCGUGGAGCGUGGUGGUACAAGAACUGCCACUUGGCCAACCUGAAUGGACAAUAUGGACAAACCACCCACAGUGUGGGAGUGAACUGGGAGCCAUGGAAGGGACACGAGUUCUCCAUCCCCUUCGUGGAAAUGAAAAUGAGACCCCGCAUCUACAGUGAAAACCCUGUGCUGGGGAGGAAGAAGAGGUCCCUCGCUGGCAGGGGAAAGAGGAGAACCGAAUGAGAAAAAAAAAAAGAAAAAAUAAACUAAAACAAUAAGCUUUUAAUAUUAGUAUCAGCUCAGUUCAGAAUGCAUUUCAAUGGUAGUGGGGUUGCACUGUGCUUUUCACUGUGUGGUCUUUUAUAAUCAGCAGCGCCCCACUCAGCAGGAGAACUGUGGGGCAAUGUGGUUAGCUUUGGUCCCGCAUUGUGGCCAGCCUGCCCCGUAAUACUCAUCUCAGACUUGUAUAUACUGUAAAGUGUGGCAGGGAUUACAUAAAUUACCACUUAAUCCAUAGGCACCUAUGCAAACCACUAUGCAAGCCAUUUGUUGUGAAAGAUGUAAUGUGAAAGUUGUCAUUUUUUUUAGCUGAACGUUUGCUCUUCUUUGAAAUCCUGGUUUACAAUUUAAACAUUAUUCAUACUAUAUCUGUAACAAACUCAAUGGGAAUACAGCAUAUGUAACACUACUACCAUUUUUUAUAAAUUGCUUUUAGUCUUGCUGAUACAAGUAGAGCCCCCUGUCAAACCAUCUUUAGCUUCUGUUAUAAAAAGGCACAAUUCUCUUGUUAAAACGUGUUUGUAUUGAAAGCCACAUUUAUGGUAUUAUUUGUCACUGAAGAUUAAUAAUUCCAACAGCCCUGUUUGUUUAAUUAAACGUAGUCAUUUCUGUAGUAAGAGUAUAUUUGUAGAAAAUUUGAUCUUUGAAAGAACCAUUCACCCAUUUACUUAGACGUAUGUUAUAUUAAACAUUGAUGUUUGAAGUUUGCCCCAGUAAAAUGAAGUGGAUAAGAGAGUCCUUGGAAGCGCCUGAGUGCUUUGUUGUACAGAACAUCAUAAAAAGCUACAGAAUUGGGAAUGGAAUUUCAUGUAGAAGGGUGCAAGCUAGAACAGAGAUGAUUUUGUAUUGUUUUAUAAUGGCAAGCCCUACAGUGACCCUGGAGAAUGUAGCUUAAGUAGUUUUAUCAUGAUAUACUUUAACAGUAGGGUUAGUCUUGUAAUGACUAAUGACUGAAAAUUCUUGUUUCAGAGAUAUUAUUAGAAAACAAUAGUCAUGCAAUAAAUUUGACAAAUUAUUUAUUUACAGUAGUUAUGUAUUUCAAAGGUCAGUGAAAAAAAGUAGAGUUCUGAACCAUGUAUCUCACGGCACUUUCUCCUGACAAUGACAGCACAGAAGGUAUUUCAAAGGCAGAGGUUUAUUAUCCUUGAAGCAGAAAUAAAAUUGCCUCAAUAUCACAAUGCAGUGUGCAAAAGCCUACCAACCUUACAUCAAAGAAAACAAUAGGUGUAUAAUGUAGGACAUCUACAGCACCAGCCACAUAUGCAUUCUUACAUGCAUUUUCAAUGUGCGUCUCCCAGGAAAGUCACAAACUUACCUGUUGGGGUGCUGCUUUGAUGGAUUCAAUUAAUGUGUGUAACAAUCUUACUUUGAAAAUGUGCUCUCCUCUAGUCACUGUUUGCUUAUUGCAUUCAGUGAUUCCAGAUUUAUUAUUGUGAAACUUGCAGUCAAUCAUGAUCAUUCUGAGCCGAUACAUUUCUUGGGAGUAGUCUAUGCAAGCAUUAUAGAAACUGCAAAGCACUUUUUAAUGUGUGGGAAUAGCCCAGGAAUCUCACUUUUUUCAUUGUCACAUGAAUAGAGGCAUUAGUGUUAAGAAAAGUCAAUUAAUGGCCACACUUACUUUUAGCAAAAUGUAUUGGCCCUGCUACCAUUGAGAUUCAGUUAAUGAGGGACUUUUAUUUUUCUUUUUGCAAAUAUAUAUUUCAUUUUUUUUAAAUAACUUUUUUUAAGUUUACAUAACCGUAGUUUUAUACAUUUGCAUGUUCAGUAUUUUUUGUGCGAAUUAUCAUCACCGGCAAAGAAUCAAUAUAAUCUGCUGAUGGUUGUAUAGAAUGGUUAUCAUCACAUGUAAAUAAAUCAUUAAACUACAUUUCGUUAGUAUACCAUCAAGUUAUUACUAACUUUUUAAAAUAAUUCAUAUCAGUAUUAUAACUAUGGGUAAUACAUUAAGUGUCUUUAAGCAAACACAGUAAUUACACUGUAAAUGCAUUUGUAAAUACAGUGUAAAAUCACUUUUUUCUCUCUUUUUUAAUCAAAUAUGUUAGUGCAUGUACCUGCACACCCAUUAGUGAAAUUACUAUAUUACUGCAGUGUACUGUAAAGAAAUACAUGUUUGUGAGCCUUUUAUAAUGCGUUUUUCAUGUAUGAAAAAAAAACGCAAACAUUUUUGGCAUUAAUAUCAUAUUCCACUAACAAUACGUACUUCGUAUAUUGCAACAGGUUGCCAAUAUUUCUGAAGCAAAAUAAGUUUUAUGGGUGUGAUUCACCAAAUAUUUUGGUAGCAAAUAUUUAUGGCUUUACAGUAUUUACAGUGUAGUCAGAGACAUCUAAUGUAAAUAUUACCUUUUUUUUAAACAGAUGCUUUAUCCACUGCUCCAGUUUAAGAACUAUGCUUUGUUGGGUGUUCAUUAAAGCCAAGUUGCUUAUUUUAACUAGAUAUGACAGUCGAAACCAGACAUUUAUUUAGUCUAUGUACUAUUACAAAUAACUUUAUAAUCAAAUUGGGCUCUCUGAAAUGAUUGUACUAUUGUUUCAUCACCCCAAAGUUCAGAUAACUUAAUUAAUGUCCACUAGAUUGUACUGAGUACUGACUAAAAAAAACUAUAAACAGUAAAGGUAAACUUUUAAAAGUGAAUGACAGAAUAAACAGAAUAUUAAAGCAAAAUUCAAAAGCACUCCAAUAUAUCAGUCUUCUGUCUAAUUACUUUUCUAUUUAUAGUACAGUACCUCAGACAAUAUUGCAGGAAUAUACUUUUAGGGUGGAAUUAUAGAAUGUAUUCUGAAUAUUAAUAAAGUGCUGGAUGAAAAAUGAUGAUGUAAACAUUUUCAUGGUUCUCAAUAAAAAAAUAAAAAAAUAAAAAAACAGUUGCCUGGUUCUUAGUGACAUUUUGAAAAAUAAUUUUUUAGAUGUCUUAGAAUUGAACUGAUUUAAUCCAAAAUAUUCCCCUUUUUCUGCUGUGUUUGUAUAUUAUAGUUAAAUGGUCGACAUGAUAUCCAAUUUCACAUCUUCCAUUUAAGAUUUGUGCUGAGGUAGAAUUCAAAUAUUAUACUAUUUUUAUCUUCUGCAUAAUCAGUCAUGGCCUGUGUAUAAAACUCUCGUGAAGCAUUCUUAGAAGUGCAGAAGACUCCAUCUUUAAUUUAUAUACUGUGUGCUGAAAAGUUUCCACCCAAUGUCUGGAGUGUGCACUAAACAAGUGAAGGCCACAGAGUCUACUAAAAGAAACGUACAGUGUAUUAACAACCCCACCUCCAGAAAAGGGUGUAGGUUCACGUUUGAAAAUAAAGGUGAGAAAUUAAGUGAUUUUUGCAUUUCCUUCAACCAUGA
Polyodon spathula (Mississippi paddlefish) is the source of this 10075-nucleotide messenger RNA. RefSeq names its product tenascin-N-like. Lineage: Eukaryota; Metazoa; Chordata; Actinopteri; Acipenseriformes; Polyodontidae. The record is from RefSeq and is a predicted model, not a curated record. Gene Ontology annotation, molecular function: protein binding. Bases 193 to 6717 code for a protein of 2174 amino acids. The transcript is spliced from 29 exons.